CUCUGUUAUUGUGGCCUUCACAGCGAGGCCCAUUGAGCUUUGCUGAUUUCAGCCCAGUGGCGAGUUCCUUUUUUUAUUUUUUUGGGGUUGCUUUGAUGAGAGGCUGCUCCUCCAAAAUCCAAAAAAUGAAAAUGAAAAUAUCAAAGUGACGUCAGCGCAAUCGCGCUCUCGGAUUUGGUCGCGACGCCACCACCACCACAAACGCUCGCCGGCCGGGCUCUGAUACUGCCGGCCUCCACGUCGCCCUCCGCCUCCCUCCCCGCAUUCCGUCGAGCACCUCCGCCUCCCUAGCCGGCAGCCGCCAUGGCUGCCCUCCUCCUCUCCUCCCACCUCACCGCCGCCUCCUCAUCCUCCACCACGUCCCCCACUGCUCGACCGGCGCCAAGCUUCGUCUCCUUCCGCGCCGCCAACGCCGCCCCUAAGGGUGCCCGUCGGGGUUGGCCUUUCCUUGCUUCGUCGGUAGAGCCACCGCCUGCUGCGUCGGCGGCGCAGCCGUUCCGGUCACUGGCGCCGUCGGAGACCACCGUGCUGGUCACGGGCGCCACGGGCUACAUCGGGCGUUAUGUCGUCCGCGAGCUCCUCCGCCGCGGCCACCCCGUGGUCGCCGUGGCGCGCCCCCGGAGCGGGCUGCGCGGCCGCAACGGCCCCGACGAGGUCGUCGCGGACCUCGCCCCCGCCCGCGUCGUCUUCUCCGACGUCACCGACGCGGGCGCGCUCCGCGCCGACCUGUCGCCGCACGGCCCCAUCCACGCCGCGGUGUGCUGCCUCGCCAGCCGCGGCGGCGGCGUGCGGGACUCGUGGCGCGUGGACUACCGCGCCACGCUGCACACCCUCCAGGCGGCGCGCGGCCUCGGCGCCGCGCACUUCGUCCUCCUCUCCGCCGUCUGCGUCCAGAAGCCGCUCCUCGAGUUCCAGCGCGCCAAGCUCAGGUUCGAGGGCGAGCUCGCCGCCGAGGCGUCGCGCGACCCGUCCUUCACCUACAGCAUCGUCCGCCCCACCGCCUUCUUCAAGAGCCUGGGCGGCCAGGUCGAGACCGUCAAGAACGGCCAGCCCUACGUCAUGUUCGGCGACGGGAAGCUCUGCGCCUGCAAGCCCAUCAGCGAGGAGGACCUCGCCGCGUUCAUCGCCGACUGCAUCUCCGACGAGGGCAAGGCCAACAAGAUCCUCCCCAUCGGCGGGCCGGGGAAGGCGCUGACGCCGCUGGAGCAAGGGGAGAUGCUGUUCCGGCUGCUGGGGCGCGAGCCCAGGUUCAUCAAGGUGCCGAUCCAGGUCAUGGACGCCGCCAUCUGGGUGCUCGACGCGCUGGCCAAGGUGUUCCCCGGGGUGGAGGACGCGGCGGAGUUCGGCAAGAUCGGGAGGUACUACGCGUCGGAGAGCAUGCUGGUGCUCGACCCGGACACCGGCGAGUACAGCGACGAGAUGACGCCCAGCUACGGCAGCGACACGCUCGAGCAGUUCUUCGAGAGGGUGAUCAGGGAAGGCAUGGCAGGGCAGGAGCUCGGCGAGCAGACCAUCUUCUAGGCCUCGCUCGCCUUCUUGGCUGCCAUUGCCAGUUUCUUGGUGCUUGUAAGUUGUAAAUUACUACUUCAUCCAGAGUGUUUGUAGAGAUGUGAGUUGUUCUUAAUGUUUCAGACGCCAUUAGCCAUUCAAUUGUACCAUACAAUGCAUUGCCUAAUUCCAAAGGAGGAUAGUUUUGCUGUGUCAGAUCUGGUAUGAUAUAAAUAAAUCAAAGCUAAUCUUUUGACAGAUUA
Molecule: messenger RNA, 1751 nt
Organism: Oryza sativa Japonica Group (Japanese rice)
Lineage: Eukaryota; Viridiplantae; Streptophyta; Magnoliopsida; Poales; Poaceae
Source: RefSeq, a predicted model, not a curated record